Messenger RNA from Juglans microcarpa x Juglans regia, 3116 nucleotides. Its product is annotated as probable LRR receptor-like serine/threonine-protein kinase At3g47570. The transcript is spliced from 6 exons. The record is from RefSeq and is a predicted model, not a curated record. Gene Ontology annotation, biological process: protein phosphorylation. Bases 423 to 3116 code for a protein of 897 amino acids. Gene Ontology annotation, molecular function: protein kinase activity; ATP binding; protein binding. NCBI's taxonomy places the organism in Eukaryota, Viridiplantae, Streptophyta, Magnoliopsida, Fagales, Juglandaceae.
UAAUUCAAGUAUUAUAGGUAAUUAGGGUUCUUUAAGUACAUCAAGAAAAAUAUAAUGCUCACAAAUGCUUUGAAUAGAAGGGAACUUGUUGAGAUUAUGCAUCACAGUGACAGAUCAUUCACUACAACUAAUAACACCUCCAUGGCCCACAUAACAAAAUAGUAAGCGGUAACUCAAUCAAUAGGUAUGCCAUCUACAUGGUCUUUGAGGUCUUGGUUUUCUUACUACUAACUUGUGUAUGUUUAAUUAUUAAAAUCACUACUUUUCUUUUCUUCUUUUUGUUCUAAUAGAUGUACAUAUAAUUUCAUAUUUUGACAGGUCCAAUACCAAGUGAAAUUGGUAACCUCCAGAAUCUCGAGUUUAUUACCACCUCAGAAAAUGGUUUUGUUGGCCCAAUUCCAUUCGAGAUCUUCAAUAUCUCAAUGAUACAAACUAUUUCAAUGGGGUUUAACAAAUUUUCAGGCCAUCUUCCAUCAGAUAUGGGCCUCUUCCUUCCAAAGCUCAAAAUACUCUAUCUUCCAGAAACUAAAUUGAGCGGAAGAAUUCCCAAUUCCAUCUCCAAUGCUUCACAGCUCACUCGCCUAGACUUGAGUCGUAACUCAUUGUCGGGCAUAAUUCCCGAAACAAUUGGUAAUUUAAGGUUCCUCGAGUUGCUCAACCUGGAAUUUAAUAAUUUGACCAUGGGAAGUCAAGAAUUGAGUCUUUUGAUCUUUUACUUAGCGAAUUGCAAAAAUCUUAGACAAAUAUCUUUUUCAUCAAAUCCGCUUCAUAACUUCCUUCCCAAUUCUGUUGGUAACCUUUCUCUCUCUCUUCAAGGACUUUACCUAUCUUAUUGCCAUAUUAAGGGAAGCAUUCCGGCAGAGCUUGGGAAUCUAAGUAGUUUGAUUACUUUGGAACUAUCCAACAACGAAUUGAAAGGACCUAUUCCAACUACAUUAGGAAGAUUGCGAAUGUUACAAGCUUUGUCCCUUGGAGAUAAUAAACUAGAGGGUCAUAUCCCGUCUGAUCUUUCUCAUCUAAAGAGCUUGUAUGUCUUGUCUCUAGAUAGCAAUAAGCUUUAUGGACAUAUUCCAACAUGCAUAAGCAAUCUAACUUCCCUAAGAUCUCUCUACUUAGGUUUCAACCAAUUAACUUCCACAAUUCCUUUGAACUUUUGGAGCCUUACAAAUCUCUUGGAGGUUGACUUGUCAUCCAAUUUGUUAACUGGCAUACUUUCAUUAGAGAUUGGAGAUAUGAAAGUCCUAAGGAAAUUGAAUCUAUCAAGAAAUCAACUAUCAGGGAAUAUCCCAAUAACAAUUGGUGGCCUCAUAGAUCUAACUAGUCUCUCUUUAGCAGUCAACCAACUAGAAGGUUCAAUUCCAGAGUCUUUUGGUGCACUCUUAAGCUUGGAGAUCUUAGAUAUUUCCUGCAAUAAUUUAUCUGGAAGAAUUCCCAAGUCCUUUGAAGCACUUUUGUACUUGAAGUAUCUAAAUGUCUCUUUCAAUAAUCUACGAGGGAAAAUUCCUACAGGAGGGCCAUUUGUACACUUCUGGUCUGCUUUGUUUAUCUCAAAUGAUGCGCUUUGUGGUGCUCCUCGAUUACAAGUUCCUCCAUGCAACGAAGGUUCUCCUCGUAGAAAAAAGGCCAUAGUAUCGAAUCUACUAAAGUAUUUAUUACCAACAAUUGGGUUAGUGAUGCUUAUAGUGGUUUCUUCAUUAGCCUAUAAAAUAUGUAAAAAAGAGAAUCCUAAGUUUUCACAACAGACAGAUUCAUACAAUUUACCUACAUGGAGAAGAAUUUCUCACCAAGAACUUGUACUAGCAACAGAAAGAUUCAGUUUAAACAACUUACUUGGUGAAGGGAGUCUUGGAUCAGUAUACAAGGGAACACUUACAGAUGGGAUGAAUAUUGCUGUAAAAGUUAUAAACUUGCGAGUAGAAGGGGCACUUAAGUGUUUUGAUGUAGAGUGCGAGGUAUUACGGAAUGCUAGUCAUCGCAAUUUGGUCAAAAUCAUUAGCGUUUGUAGCAACAUGGACUUCAAGGCCCUUGUAUUGGAAUACAUGCCAAAUGAGAACUUAGAGAAGUGGUUAUACUCUCAUGAUCGUUGUUUGAAUUUCUUACAAAGGUUGAAGAUAAUGAUUGAUGUCGCAUCAGCAUUGGAAUACCUUCAUUAUGGUUACUCAGCAGUUAUUGUUCAUUCUGAUUUGAAGCCAAGCAAUGUCUUAUUAGACGUGGAUAUGGUUGCACAUGUUGCUGAUUUUGGCAUCGCCAAACUCUUAGGUGAUGAGGAUUCUAUGAUGCAGACCAUGACUCUUGCUACUUUCGGGUAUAUGGCACCAGAGUAUGGAUUAGGAGGAGUUUACAAUCAUACCAUUUCUAUAAAAAUGAAAAAGUUUGAGGAAAUAAGGAUAAAAGGUGAUGUGUCUAAAUCUAAUGACUCAGAUUAUUCUUCUAACGAGGACGGGAGUCUUGGAUCAGUAUACAAGGGAACACUUUUAGAUGGGAUGGAUAUUGCUGUAAAAGUUAUAAAGUUGCUUGUAGAAUGGGCACUUAACUGUUUUGAUGCAGAGUGCGAGAUAAUGAUUAAUGUCGCAUCAGCAUUGGAAUACCUUCAUUAUGGUUACUUAGCAGUUAUUGUUCAUUAUGACUUCAAGCCAAGCAACGUUUUAUUAGAUGUGGAUAUGGUUGCACAUGUUGUUAAUUUUGGCAUCGCCAAACUCUUAGGUGAUGCGGAUUCUACGAUGCAGACCAUGACUCUUGCUACUAUGGGGUAUAUGGCACCAGAGUGUGGACUAGGAGGAGUUGUUUCUACAAAAGGAGAUGUGUAUAGUUAUGGCAUUCUACUCAUUGAGACUUUUACAAGAAAAAAACCUACAGAUGACAUGUUUGUACGAGAAAUGAGCUUGAAGCAUUGGGUAAAUGAAGCAUUGCCUAUUUCAACGAUUGAUAUUGUUGAUGCCAAGUUGUUUGGAAACAAAAGAUAUUCUAUUGCCUUGGAGGAGUGCAUAUCUUCAAUUAUGAGAUUGGCUUUAGAGUGUUGUGCAGAGUUGCCUGAACAAAGAACUAACAUGAAAAUUGUUUUAGCCACAUUAAAGAAGAUCAGGACAAAGUCUUUAAGUGAUGUCGAAGGACAUUGA